AUGGGAGUGCUAAAUUUCAAGCAUUUCUCUUUUGGGAGCUUCAUUCUGUGCAAUGGAGUAUACCAGACAGUGUUCAUAUUGCUUCUGAUUCUGCGUUGCUUGAUUGCGGAUUUCAGGGCACCCCCUAUUCUCCCAAAUGUGACUUUCCUCUUGGCUUGGAAUGCCCCAACUGAAUUGUGUACAGGAAAGUUAAAUGAACCAUUAGAUAUGAGCCUCUUCUCUUUAAUAGGAAGCCCCCGAAAAAGUGAAACAGGGCAAAGUGUUACUAUAUUUUAUACUGAUAGACUUGGCUACUAUCCUUACAUAAAUCAUGCACAAAAGAGUGUGCAUGGGGGAAUCCCCCAGUUGGGGUCUUUACAAAAUCAUUUGGACAAAGCUGAGCAAGACAUUUUGCACUAUAUGCCCACAGACAAGUUAGGCUUGGCUGUCAUUGACUGGGAAGACUGGAGGCCAACGUGGGCAAGAAACUGGAAACCUAAGGAUAAUUACAAAAAUAAGUCUAUUGAGUUGGUUCAGCAACAGAAUAUAAACCUUAAUAUCACAGAAGCCACCAAGAUAGCCCAAGAAGAAUUUGAAACUGCAGGAAGGAAUUUUAUGGAAGAGACUUUAAAAUUGGGAAUUUCAGUUCGGCCAAAUCACUUAUGGGGUUAUUAUCUUUUCCCUGAUUGUUACAACCAUGACAAUCAAAAACCCAAUUACAAUGGACAGUGUCCUGAUAUAGAAAAGAAAAGAAAUGAUGGGCUCAAGUGGAUGUGGAAGGAAAGUACAGCCCUUUAUCCAUCCAUUUAUUUGAAGCAGGACUUAAGGUCAUCUCACCAAGCUGCACUCUUUGUCCGUAAUCGAGUGCAGGAAGCAAUAAGGAUGUCUGAAGUCCGUGAUGCUAAAAAUCCACUUCCAAUUUUUGUAUAUGUUCGCCUAGUUUUUACUGAUCUGACUACUGAAUUCCAUUCUGAGGUAGACCUUGUACAUACAGUUGGUGAAACCAUUGCUCUGGGUGCAUCUGGAAUUAUAAUAUGGGGAACACUUAAUUUAGCACGAACUCCC
Castor canadensis (American beaver) is the source of this 1044-nucleotide messenger RNA. NCBI's taxonomy places the organism in Eukaryota, Metazoa, Chordata, Mammalia, Rodentia, Castoridae. The record is from RefSeq and is a predicted model, not a curated record.